AUUACCCAUAACCAUAGGUGUCAUGGCAUAUUGCCUUUUCAAUGACUUACAAUUCAGUGUGACUAGGUUUACCAUAUUAUUUUUAGGACCACUCUGGUUAUAAGUAAACAGAGAGGCUUUGGGCACUGAACACAGAGAAACUGUUAAAAGAGGUGCUCCAAAUGGGAGAGAGAACACAAAGAAGUGAACUUGGGAUACUCAUGGGAAACUUUAGAAAUUUUUAUUUCUACUUAAGAAUGAUACUAUUUUUUAUUACCAUACUAUUGCCUUCUAGACCUUCAUAAGGAGCUAUGGACACAAACAAUAGAAGUUCCAUGACAGAUUUCAUCCUGCUGGGGUUUUCUGAUUGGCCCCAGUUAGAACACAUCAUCUCUGGGAUUGUCUUCAUCUUCUAUAUUGUGACUCUGGUAGGAAACACAACCAUCAUCCUUGUAUCUAACCUAGACAGCCAGCUCCAUACUCCCAUGUAUUUCUUCCUAACCAAUUUGUCUUUUCUGGACCUCUGUUAUGCAACUAGCAUCAUCCCACAGAUGCUGGUAAAUCUAUGGGGUCCAACAAAGUCUAUUACCUAUGGAGGGUGUGUGCUCCAAUUCUUCUUUGCCCUUGACUUGGGAGCCACAGAAUGUCUCCUCUUGGCUGUGAUGGCCUAUGACCGCUAUGCUGCUGUUUGUCAACCUCUUUACUACACAAUAAUAAUGCACCCUCAGCUUUGCCAGAAGAUGGUGCUCACGGCCUGGUUAGGUGGUCUUGGUAGUGCCUUCAUUCUUUGCUCCCUGACUUUGAAGUUGCCAAGAUGUGGGCACCGGGAGGUCGAUAAUUUUUUCUGUGAGAUGCCAGCCUUGCUCAAGAUGGCUUGUGUCUACUCAAAAGUAAUUGAGAUUGUAGUCUUUGCUCUUGGAGUGAUAUUUCUUCUAACACCUCUAUCAAUAAUUUUCAUCUCAUAUGCAAUUAUCACUCAAGCUGUCAUGAGGAUCAAGUCAACAGCAAGGUGGCAUAAGGUCCUUAAUACAUGCGGUUCCCACCUCACAGUAGUAACUCUCUUUUAUGGAACAGUCGUUUAUAUGUACAUGAAGCCACAGAAUAGCACAUCCCAAGAUGAGGGGAAGUUCCUUACUCUCUUUUACACAAUUGUCACACCCACCCUUAACCCUCUAAUCUACACUUUAAGAAACAAAGAUGUAAAGAGAGCAAUAAAAAGAAUACUGUAUGUAGAAAAAUGGUAA
Molecule: messenger RNA, 1223 nt
Organism: Acinonyx jubatus (cheetah)
Lineage: Eukaryota; Metazoa; Chordata; Mammalia; Carnivora; Felidae
Product: olfactory receptor 2W1-like
Exons: 1
Coding region: 291-1223 (310 amino acids)
Biological process (GO): G protein-coupled receptor signaling pathway
Cellular component (GO): membrane
Molecular function (GO): G protein-coupled receptor activity; olfactory receptor activity
Source: RefSeq, a predicted model, not a curated record